Molecule: messenger RNA, 1146 nt
Organism: Pleurotus ostreatus (oyster mushroom)
Lineage: Eukaryota; Fungi; Basidiomycota; Agaricomycetes; Agaricales; Pleurotaceae
Exons: 5
Coding region: 1-1146 (381 amino acids)
Biological process (GO): NADPH regeneration
Cellular component (GO): cytoplasm
Molecular function (GO): oxidoreductase activity; nucleotide binding
Source: RefSeq, a predicted model, not a curated record
AUGUCAGGGAUAGCAAUACUCGGCGCUGGGAUCUUUGCUAAGGAAGCACACCUUCCAGCGCUUGCGAAGCUAGGUGCCAACACUCCUAUCUUGAGAGCGGUGUAUUCGCGGUCGGAGAAGAGUGCGCACGACUUUGCGACAGCAGCAGCAGCCACCCUCAAACUCGACCCUGCUCCAACUGUCUACCACGAUGGAGGCGAUCCAUCUGUCUCACUCGACGCAUUGCUCACCACGCGCUCCGAUAUCGACGCGGUCAUCGUUGUCCUUCCCAUCACCCUGCAGCCUUCCAUCAUUAUCAAGGCGCUAGCAGCUGGGAAGCAUGUCCUGAGCGAGAAGCCUGUCGCACCAGAUACUUCUAGUGGGCUUUCGCUGAUAGCGAAGUAUAAUGAGGAGUACAAGCCGAAGGGGCUGGUGUGGAGAGUCGCGGAGAAUUUCGAAGCAGAGCCGGGUUUCCAGGCAGCCGCGACGGCCAUAAGGGACGGUAAAAUCGGUAAAGUAUCAUUCUUCGACGUCCGCGUCGUGAACUACAUCGAUAAGGAGUCCAAGUGGUACAAGACACCGUGGAGGACGGUCCCAGACUACCAGGGCGGCUUCCUCACUUACUGCGCCAUCAAACAGCUGGACGGAGGCGUGCACACCGCCGCUGCACUGCGCGUCAUGCUCCCCUCGCCGCUGACACAUCUCUCCGGCUUCGCCUCCUUGAACAAGGACUACCUCCCACCCCACGACACCAUCCACGCCAUCGCCAAGUCCAUCGCCAAAGACUCCACCACCACCUUCCACGGCACGGCCUCGCUUACAUGGGCCUCGCCCACGGCCUCGAAAUCAGUCCCCGACGGUAUCACGAUCACCGGCUCGGACGGCUGGCUCUCAGCGACAACCAUCUACGCCGAGGGCGUGGUGCGCAUCACCAUCAAGUCCGUGGUCCACGCCGCAGGGAAGCCCGACGAAGAACGCGAGGAGAUCAUCGACAAGCCGAUCCAGGGCGUCCAGCGGGAGCUCGAGAGCUUCUUCGCAGCGACGAAGGGGACGGACGACGGGCUGGGCGACCCGCUGGGAGCGCUGCGGGAUGUGGCGUUCAUCCAAGCUGGGCUGGACAGCAACGGUGCCCUCGUAGAUCUCGAGAAGCUGAUUAGCUCUGAUUAG